This is a messenger RNA of Capsicum annuum, 1775 nucleotides long. Its product is annotated as serine/threonine-protein kinase-like protein At5g23170. Gene Ontology annotation, molecular function: protein kinase activity; ATP binding. The coding region runs from base 496 to 1596 and encodes 366 amino acids. Gene Ontology annotation, biological process: protein phosphorylation. Gene Ontology annotation, cellular component: plasma membrane. The record is from RefSeq and is a predicted model, not a curated record. NCBI's taxonomy places the organism in Eukaryota, Viridiplantae, Streptophyta, Magnoliopsida, Solanales, Solanaceae. The transcript has a single exon.
GAAGUUAUUUACUAUGGACUUAUUGAUUGUUAUAUACUAAAAAUACGGCUUAAGUGGGAGGACGUUACACUAAACACGUGUUGUUAAUCAACCUAAAAACAUGGUCAAUACACUGUUGGAGCCAAUCAGAUUAAAAUGUGAGAACAAAAACAUUUUGUAGCUUACUUUGUCAUUGCAUAUUAACUCAAAUCCGUUAGAUUUGGUCAUAUCCAAGAAAAUAAUUCGCCUUGAUACAAGUGAUCGGUUGUAACAUAAGUAUUGCAUCUACAUAUUAUGUACAAUUCCAAUAGACUAAAAUAAUAUAUAUUUUCUGCCUAAUAUAUUCCCUUGUUUUUCUAUAUAUAUAUUUACACCUUCUAACUCACAACAGAAAGAAUGCUUCUUUUUCAUAACCAAGACAUGAUUAUAAACAACCAAAAUCUCUAAUUUGCUUCUAUCUUCUUGUCAAAUUACAGCAUAUAUAGGAAGUAGCAAAAGGUUUAAAAUAUUACAGAAAUGAUGAAGGAAUUCGAGUAUAAAGAGCUUGAAAAAGCCACAGAGAACUUCUCACAAUCAAGACUCAUUGGUAAAGGAAGCCAUGGAUGUGUAUACAAAGGCAUGUUAGAAGAAGAUGGUAAGAUCAUAGCAAUAAAGAAACAAUCAUUGGGACUUCAAAAAAUAGAAGACAACUCCAAGCUCGAGAACGAAGUAAGUGUUCUAUCGUCUUUGCCUGAAAACUCUUUCAUCGUUAACUUUCUUGGAACGAGUCGUCAUGACGGCUCGUCCAAGAACGAAACUUUUCUCAUCAUGGAGUACUUACCAAAUGGCACCCUUUACCAAAUGCUUCAUGCACAAAAUAAUAUCCUUCCUAAUUGGCCUAAACGUGCCCAAAUAGCCAUUCAAGUUGCUAAAGCGAUCCAAUUUCUUCACCAAGCUAAGCCUUCAUCAAUUGUUCAUAGAGAUAUAAAGUCUGCCAAUAUUUUGUUUGAUUCAAAUUGGAAUCCUAAGUUGGCUGAUCUUGGACUUGCCCUAAGGAUGAAAAAUGAUUGUGAAAAUCAUGACGAUGAUGACUCACCAAGUCAUCGUUCGAUUCGACCAGCUGGCACGAUUGGCUACCUUGAUCCUGCUUACACCAAACCAAGCAAAUUAAGCACCAAAAACGACGUCUUUAGUUUUGGAGUACUGCUCUUGGAGAUUAUGUCAUCAAGAAAGGCUAUCGAUGUUUCGAAAUCCCCAGUUUCUAUAGUUGAUUGGGCAACAAAAUUGAUUGAAGAGGGACGUGCGUUGGAAAUUUGUGACAAAAGAAUGCAUGUGCCAUGGUACAUGGAGGCCACGAUAAAGAACAUGUUGAGCAUAGCCACACGUUGUGUCUCUCCAAAGAAAAUAAGUAGACCAUCAAUUGAAGAAGUUGUGAUGGAAAUGGAGAAUGUGAUAAUUGAGCCAAUUAGGUUUCCUUUAUGGAAUAUAUUAAGAGGCCUAACACUUUUGAGAAGGAAAAGAAAAAGAUGCAGAAACCAUUGUAGUAUUAUUACUACAAAUAGUGUUACCAAGACUUGUGCACAACAUGAAAGGAAGUUGUUGCUUAGGGAAAUAUUGGCUGAUAAAGUCACAGAGUAGAUGGGUUCAAUUUUUGGGUUUUCAUCGUUGAAUGCACUGUACGUUUGAUGUUUUUUUUGCAAUUUUACUAAUUUUAAGCCUAAAACAUAUGCUUUGUACAAAAAUUAGCUCGUUAUGUCGAAUCUUGUAAGAGAGUUGCCACAUUCAUUUAUGUUAUUGAAUGAUGAUGAGGAUAAUUU